GUCAAGUCCAUGUUGGAAUACACUUACCGUGUUAAAAUUAUAAUUUUCCACCUUACCAUCUUUGGUAAUUGCAAGUGUUUUCAAAUAGCAAUAUAGAAUGUUACAUUAACUUACCAUUGUAAUAUCGUUAUAUUCAAUCCCAAGGAAAAACGGAACAAACGUCAAGAAGUUUUUAUAGUCCAAAUGGCCUCAGGAACACUUGUACCCUGUGGUCCGUGUAGGUAUGAUGACGUCACAAAGGACGCGAAAAGAUGGUGUACGAACUGUGAAGAAGGAUUAUGUGAAGAUUGCGAAAACGCUCACAGGAAAAGCAAAAUAUCAAGAAACCAUCAAGCGAUUUCAAUAGAAGAUUAUCGUAAGAUUGAAAAUGUUUCGAUCUCACAGGUCUGUGAGCACCACGGAGAAAACCUGGAGUGGUUCUGUAAAACGCACGACGAAGUCCUCUGUAUGGUAUGUGUCCCAUCAAAACACAAGGCAUGUUCUGGCGUUAUAUCAAUAAGUGUUGCUUCAACAAAUGCAAGACAAUCAACUGCAUUAUCUGACCUAGAAGAGGCGAUUGAGGGAACUCUGCGCAAUGUGAAACAAUGCAUAAUGAAUCGCGAAUCAGCCUCAAAGGACAUUGACAAACAAGAAUUGGCGAUCAAAACUACGAUAAUUGAAACGAGAUCAAAAUUAAACGGCCACCUAGACAAGAUGCAGGAAAAGUUGCUACGCGACCUUAGAUCAACAUCUCAUACUUGUAAAUCAAAAUAUUCGAAAUUGUUUCGGAAGCUAGAAUCCAAAAAAGAAAUGCUUACCAAACUAAAGGAGCAAACACAACACAUGAAACAAUUUUCUUCAGACAAACACGUGUUUCUGGGAACGCGUCAAGUUAAUCAGCGAAUUGUAAGAGAGGUAAGAUCUAUCAAAAGAGUAUUUGGUGCUACCAAGGAUUAUGAAUUAAAAGUAGCUAUUCAUAGCCUAAUCGACAAAUUAGCAAACGAAGUUGAGGAUUUUGGGCAAAUAAAUGUCUCGGAAUGCGCCCGCAAGUUAGCCUUCAGAGAUCCAAAAAGCGACCAAGCUCAAAUCUUGAUCAAUGUUCCAACAUCAAGAAACAUAUCCGACGUGAAACUUCAGCUAAUCAAAACUUUUCAAAUUCAGAGGAACGCUGAAAUAGUUAUUUCAGGUUGUGCCACGUUGCCUAAUGGUCAUUUAUUGAUCGCAAAUACCACAAAUGAAAAUCAGUUAAUAGAGUACAGCGAUACAGGUGAACAUAUCCGUGACAUUCCAGUCUCUGGGAGGCCGUUUGAUAUCACAGUGAUAGAUCCGCAGCGUAUUGUUGUGACAUACCCGGACAUGAGAAUCUUAGAAAUAUUGAAUAGCAAUAAUUUCAAUAUUGAAAAUAAAAUUAGUUUACAUAAUAUUUGUUUUGGAAUAUCAAUAGAGGAUGGGAGACUUUACGUAAUAAAUGGAGACUCUACAAUACAAGUCCUGGAUCUGUCAGGAAGGCAACUGGAAACUUUAAAAGUAGAAUCUAAUAAUUCACUUUACAUAACAACUAGCAGCGACAGGCUAUUUUUCACAGAUUCUGCAAAUAGCAGUGUACAUUGUUGUAGUUUGAAAGGAGAAGCGUUAUGGCAUUUCAAAAGUGAGUCCAUUGCAUAUCCUUACGGUGUAGCAGUAGAUAAUUACAAUAAUGUUUACGUUGUAGGUUAUUUCUCUCGUAAUCUAACAAUAAUACAACAGGAUGGGAAAGACAGUAAGUCAUCACUGACUAAAUCCGAUGGACUUGAUCGGCCGAGAGCUGUGUACUAUGACAAAGAGAAAAGAACAUUACUUAUAUGUGAUUACAACGGAAAGGUUGCGUUGUACAAAGUAGUUUAAAACUUUUCAAUCACUUUGAUUCCGACGUGCUAGAAAAUUCAGAUUUGCAUACCACAAUAAUUUCUAAUACAAUAGAUUAGUUAUACAUUUUGUUUAUAUUUGAAGGAUUUUUACAAUUGUUCCUAUUCUUCCUAAGGCAUCAGCCUCACCAAAGAAGAUGUAACUGUGUUUUCCAUCAAUCUUUACAAACUGAAAUAAAGUUCCUAUUAGUCA
Molecule: messenger RNA, 2076 nt
Organism: Mytilus californianus (California mussel)
Lineage: Eukaryota; Metazoa; Mollusca; Bivalvia; Mytilida; Mytilidae
Exons: 2
Coding region: 184-1863 (559 amino acids)
Molecular function (GO): zinc ion binding
Source: RefSeq, a predicted model, not a curated record